Messenger RNA from Cantharellus anzutake, 1062 nucleotides. RefSeq lists its product as uncharacterized. The record is from RefSeq and is a predicted model, not a curated record. Lineage: Eukaryota; Fungi; Basidiomycota; Agaricomycetes; Cantharellales; Hydnaceae. The transcript has 5 exons. Bases 1 to 1062 code for a protein of 353 amino acids.
AUGGACGGGCAUGCUUUGGCUGUUAUGGAGGCGGCGGAGUCAUGGAACUGGCCUCUCACCUAUCGUAUUCGAGACCAGGGUAGCAAGUUCAAGACUAUCACGCCAAAACUCUUGUCUUGUUUCAUCGCCGAGUCACAAGCGUUGGGCGGAACUUUAGUUGAUCAAUUCUGGACUGUGGUUGGGAAAUGCCAUCCCAGGCUUGAGGAAAAUACACACAAAAUAUUCCUCCCCCUUCAUUCCUCGACGGUGUUAUUCGAAGGGGUCGAUCGAGAAACAAUCAACUUCUCUCCAAUAUUUCAGAUGGGCGCAGAACUUUUUGCUCAUCUUUGCGUUGCUUGUAGGAUACCGACGAACUCCUGCGGAUGGCUGCCUCAGAAGGGCUCGGGACUAGGAAGCAAGCUGUUCUGGAAGCUCUGGUAUGUCGUGAAAGCGAAUGACACAUCUACUAAAAUGUUCAACAUUCUGAUCCAGAUAUUCAAACGUGAUGGCCAAUCAUGUCCAUUAACUGGCGUGCCUUUCGACCCUGAGGAUGGCGUCAAGCCACAUUUGGCGCAUAUAAUUCCUAACUCGGUCCAUAACAAGCCUGAUACUAUCGAGUGUAUUGCUAUGUUCGCUGGGGCAGCUGUCCGUGACAUUGUUCUGGAACAGUUGAAUGGCCUAGGCAACCUUAUCCAUAUCGAAUCAAAUGCACAUGCUGCAUAUGGUGACAUUCGCUGGGGAAUCGAAGCCCGUAAUGAAAACGGGAAGGUUAAAUACAUCUAUAGGAGAGUUCCCUAUUUGACUGCGAAGGGCCCCGGAUUCAUUUGCCAUUGCGAUGGGGAUCAGAUUGCCUUCGGAGGAGGCCCUGAGGCAGCACGACUCGGAUCAGGCCCCAAUCCGUUACUUUGUAACCUCCAGCUUGCUGUGGCCCGGGUCUUGAGGAUGAGUGGCGCUGCGGACAUUAUUGCACAAAUCAUAGAUGAUGGAGAUGACUCAGAUUUCCCCCACGUUUACAUUGCGUCGCCAGCGUUUUGUAGCAUUCUUACUGCUCAACUCCAACUUGCAGGAGGUGUUUUUCUGUAG